Messenger RNA from Lottia gigantea (owl limpet), 1962 nucleotides. RefSeq lists its product as hypothetical. Gene Ontology annotation, molecular function: calcium ion binding. Lineage: Eukaryota; Metazoa; Mollusca; Gastropoda; Lottiidae. Gene Ontology annotation, cellular component: plasma membrane. The annotation marks the transcript as partial. Gene Ontology annotation, biological process: homophilic cell-cell adhesion. The transcript has a single exon. The record is from RefSeq and is a predicted model, not a curated record.
UUAUUGAAAGUCAAGGUGGUGAUCGAGGAUGUCAAUGACAAUCGUCCGCAAUUCCCACAGCCACAAAUCAGUCUAACCGUGCCUGAAUCUGUCCCAACUAAUCAUGUUUUACUAACCAGUGGUGCUGUGGAUAAAGACAUGGGUUUAAAUAAUUCCAUCCAAUCAUAUUCUCUAAUCCCUAGUGCUGGUAUGUUUGGUUUAAAAGUCGUCAAAAACUGGGAUGGUAGUUCGGAUUUAGGGAUUGUGGUGAAGCAUCCUUUGGAUCGAGAAACUAGGGAUCAGUUUCAGGUGAAGGUCAUUGCUCAAGAUGGUGGUUAUCCGGUGAAAACAGGAUCAGUGAUUAUUGAUAUUACAGUGACUGAUGUUAAUGACAAUCCUCCAGUGUUCAUCAAUAAAACUUAUCAUGUAUCUGUAUAUGAGAACUUGCCUCCUGACAGAACAGUGGUUCAACUAGUAGCUUUUGAUGCUGAUGAAGGCAUUAACAGUAAUGUUGCCUACAGGUUCAGCUCCAGAGUCUCAGACGCUGUGAGAAAAGCAUUUGACAUUGAUCCAUCAACUGGUAGAGUGUUUGCUAUUGGUAGUAUAGAUUAUGAACUGACCAAACAGUAUCAGUUUAUGGUAGAAGCUUAUGAUGCUGGAUCUCCAUCUUUGUCAUCUGGUGUUUUAGUUACUGUUGAUGUUAAAGAUGAGAAUGACAAUGCACCACAAAUAAACAUCAAUCUCACACCAGAAGGUACCAAGAUUUCUGAAGCUGUGGACACGAACAAGUUUGUAGCUCAUGUUUCUGUAACCGACAAGGACAGUGGGAGGAAUGCCAGAGUAGAAUGCUCUAUGAGUGAUUCCCAUUUUCUGUUAGAGAACUUUUUCGAUGACAGUUAUAAAAUAGUCCUAGGUAAAAAUUUGGAUCACGAAACCCAAGCUAGUCAUAAUGUAACAAUAACAUGUAGAGACGGUGGACAAGUUCCUUUAGCCAACUCAUCAUCUUUCACUGUUCAUGUUCUGGAUGAAAAUGACAACUUUCCAGCAUUCAGUAAAACAAAAUAUAUGGCCAGUAUUAUUGAGAACAAUCAAAUAGGGGAGGAAGUUCUUCAGGUUUCAGCUCAUGAUUGGGACAGUGGUGAAAAUGGAAGGGUUUAUUACUCUAUGGAAAAUAAAAUCCAGAAAUAUUUUGCCAUAGACAAACAAUCUGGUAUUAUUACAGCCCAAACAGUUCUUGAUCGCGAAAAAACACCUGAAUUCAAAUUCAAUGUUGUAGCUAAUGAUUAUGGAAGUAAACCAAAUGCUCAAUCUGUUGAAGUUGUAAUAAGUGUUUUGGACCAAAAUGACCAGCCACCCCAUUUCAAACGACCCUGGUUCUUUCUGUAUGUUAUGGAAAACCAGCCACCAGGAGCUGUUGCUGGAAACAUCACAGCUGUAGACAAUGAUACUAUUACUAACAGUGAAUUCCUAUAUUCAAUUCCUAUCAAUUCUUGGGCUUUGGAUUAUUUCAGUGUUCAUGCUCGGACUGGUUUAGUCACAACGAAGAAAGAAUUUGAUCGUGAACAUAAUGAUCAGUUCAGCUUUACAGUUCAUGUACAGGAUCCACAAGUUCCUGGGUUUUCAGAUAAGGCAAAUGUUACUAUUUAUAUCUUAGAUGACAAUGACAAUGUGCCUAUUAUUCAGUAUCCAACUGCUGAAAAUUACACAGCAGAAGUGCCUUUUGAAACCUCAGUAGGAACGGUGUUAUCAACAAUGCAAGCCUUUGACAAAGAUGAGCCUGCUAAUGCUCGUAUAAUUUACACAUUGAAAUCGGGAAAUAAUCGGCAUUUAUUUAAUUUAAAUCGUGUUACUGGUGAUUUAACUCUAUCAAGACGUAUUCGCCCAGAUGAUUCAGCACUGUAUAAACUAGAAAUAAUGGUGUCUGAUAGUGGAAACCCACCGAUGUCAUCUAGAACUAAAUUUUAUCUCAAUGUAGCCGAAUCC